AGACCAAGAGCUUCCUCGUACGCUAACUGAGCUGUACACUCAAAUUAUUCUUAACAUUAUCCUUCGUAAUGUCAAAAAGAAGUUCCCUGAUUGUCCUAUUAGCUGCAAUAGCUUUGACAAGAUUCCGAAUGAUCUACAAAACACAUUUUGGUUGAUGUGUGAGUUUGCCUACGAGUGCUUAUUAUUAGAUCAGCUGGUUUUCUCAGAAGAUGAUUUGUCCUUUCGCUUACCCGAAGUUGGUGACAAGUUGCUGUGCUUUGGUCUGUUGCAGUCUGCACGAUCACUUCUACCUGUUGGUCAUGGCCUGUCUUUUCACUUUGCUCACCUGACCAUCCAGGAGUUCUUGGCUGCCCUCCAUCUUGCUACUCUACCGAAUGAAGAGAAACUGAAGAUUGUUGAGACUAAUGCUGACAGUGGCCGGUUUGACAUGGUGUGGAGAUUUAUGUUUGGUAUUGCUAGUAAGUACAAUGGUAGUCAUAGCGAUAAGGUGAUCAGUUUGGAUCAUGGUUUGACGGAUCAAUUUGUGUUUGCUGGAAAGCUUAAAAAGUUGGUUUUAUUAUGUCAUGCUGCUUUCGAAGCUUCUGACUCUGGAUUCUGCACAAAAGUUUGUAAUUUGUAUGGAGCAAAUUUAUUAGACGAUAAUUUCAGCACCACUUUUGACUGUGUAGCUGGGUUCUAUGUUCUUCGUCAUGCUGUAAAUUGUGAUGAUAUGGUUAUCAUAAUAUCCCAUUGUGCAAUCGAUGAUAAACUGUUGAAGGAACUAACUGACAUACUUUCCAAUGCGAAUGGUAAACUGCAAGUCACACGAUUAUCCCUCCAGCAGACUAAGUUGUCUGACAAAGGUGUUGCUGAUCUAUUCAGGAGAGCCUCAGCUGCUUUUACAACUUUAGAUUACCUCUCGUUGUCUUAUAACAACUUCACUAACGUCACGUCGUCAUUCAUACACACAUCUUGUAUGAGCCUUACAACACUGAACUUAUCCCACAAUCCUCUUGGAGUGUCUGGCAUACAGUCAUUAGAGACAGCUGUACUGUCUGAUGCUCUUAUCAACCUGAAGGUACUGAAGCUAGCCAAAACCCUCACUGAUGAUGCUGACGUCAAUGGAGCUCUACUGACCACCCUCUUACAGUCGAUUGCCCCUCACUGUCCUGAUCUGGUAAAAUUACUCCUCUCUGAUAAUAAUCUUGGUUUACCUGGAUUAUGUUCAGUUGUGGAGAACAUUCCGUUACGAUUGACUAAGAUUGAAUUAUCAGCUACCCAUCUCACCACUUCAUUUCACUCUGAAUCUCAAUACACAGUCACCUGUGAGAUGCUGAAUAUCAACCCUAACAGUUUAACUGUGAUGGACUUGUCUGGUUCCAAUUUCAGUGGAACUGCUGGAACUCUCUUACUGGCAAAGUUUCUUCAAGCAUUUCCAUAUCUGGAACAACUUUACUGGUGGCGUUAUUCUCUCACCUCUGCCGACAUCAUAAUGCUUAUCCACCAUCUCAAGUUCGCUAAUGUGAUAUGUAAGAAUUUAAAAAGGUUGGAUCUCAACCACAAUUCCAUUGAUGAUGAGGGAGUGAUAGCUCUCACUGAGUGUCUACCAGAGCUGUUCCCUAGUCUGGAGGGGUUCAGUUACCUGGAGGACGGUGUUAGACACUAUGGUAAUCCUGUGAACGAGGAGUUGAUACUCAUGUGCAAUGAACAGUUGAAGACCAUACGAGAAUCAAGGAAUUCUGCAGUGCUGACUGAGUGGGAGAGAACAUGUUUACCUCCACUAAAUGAAGAGAUGAAUCGUACUUUCCAUUCUCUUUGGGAUACGCUACUGUCGAAGAUGAUUGAUGAGGCUCAAACGAUAUCUUCAGCUGUUUUCGACAGUAUCCUUUCAUGGUCAACCGCUAACGAACCAGCGGAAUACAACAGAAUUGUUUAUGAGGUUGUUGAUACAGUGGACACUCCUAGUGAUGUCACUGAUCCAGACACUCUCAUCAAUGAACAGAGCUUCUCUCAAGCAUCACCAGUAGAGCACCACCCCACAGCUAGUGACGAGGCUACUUGUACUACAGCCCUGCAGUCUACACACAGAACAGACCAACAUACAACAGCAAUGACAGAUGCUGUACCAUCUGAUGUCACUGAAGGACUCACUUCAUAUCCACACACCAGUCACUCAGGAGCUGGUGGACCGAGGACUGUGACCAUUGAGGAAUUGAAUGAGCAUGCAAAAGUGACAGACUCUCAACUUGACACUGAAAUUAAAGAGACUGACAUGAUCAUUCUGGCAGCUCACUUUGACAAUGUGGACACCUAUGCUGUACAACUGGGACUGAGUCCUGCAGAGCAAAGUGAUGUCAGAAUUGCUCAACUUGCUAAUGGCACACAAGUAGCGAUGGACAAGGCCUUGAGACUGUGGAAACAGCAUAAUCCAGGGGCCGCUACUUACAGAGCUCUGGUGGAGAUACUGUUGAGAUUGGGAAAGGAAGAAUUGGCCUUUAAAAUGUGUCAGACAGCAGCUACGAAACCAAUGAUGUGUGAUGUGGUGUGCAACAGGAGAAGAUCUAUUUGAACAAUAAACAUUCCCAGCCCCUUUUAGGUAGAGAGCUCGAGAUAAAAAUACGGUUUUAUUGAAUCAAUAUUUUCUUGCUGCAUUAGUUGAUCCCAGUGUUUGUACAGAUCGUUUGAUUUCGUAGGAUUAUUGGUGCUCAUUGUGUCCUGAAAGAAGUAAUUUUGAGAUAGAGACAAAAAAUGUUGAGUGUGAGAAUAUUUCUUUCUAGCUAUAGCUUAGUAUACAACUACCAUGGCCAGUGGAUCAAGCUAUCUUCAAGGGAAAUGAAUAAAACACCAGCCCCUCCCCCUCCCACUACUUCGCUGGGCUGGAAAUCAUGCCACGUGGUGGAUCACUGAAGAAAGAGAAGAGUAAAGCAAGAGACAGCUAGGAUACUGAGUGCAGGCUCUAUCUUCCUGUGUGUUGUCAGAUGAGGCUGUGUGGUGAGUAGCUGUAUCACAAGUCAGUGGAGGACCAGGAGAGGAACAUCCUAGAGAGGAAGAUGAAGAUACAGCACGCCAUUACGGUGUGUGCAGAUGGUCAGACUAUCUCCACUGAGCUCAGGGGAGAAGCAGUCUCCAUCAGGAAGACCGUCAAGUGUGACCACCAGGAAUGAGAGGGUGUGUUCUACUACCCCUUCCUAGUAGCUACAACCAGUAUCUUGCGGCCCAGACUUACAAGGAUGAUGAGUAUGUGUGGGCGGGAUCCUAAGGUGGUGGUCACAUGACCCGAGCACUAAACUCACAAUUCACGAAGGUAAUCAACAUAUAGUAGACUCUCGCUAUUCUGGCUCUCUAAAGGCCACCUCAACAUACCGGCCAUUAAUUUGGUCUGGCACGGAUUGCUACUCUGAAAUGCAGCCACUGUAUACUGGCCAGUGCUGGCUGCCCAAACUAGGUUUUUGAUGUCAUUUUAUACGGCUGAAUAUUACAUUUUAGUGUGUGAUAAGGCAUGCCUGACAGAGUGUGGUGGUCUGGGGGCUGACAGCUGUAAGGAGUGUGCCCUGUGAUAUGAGGAGGUGGAGGGAUCUUGUACAGAUAUUGAUGAGUGUAGAGAAGAUGACUCCAUCUGUUCUGAUGGUACCUACUGUCUCAACACCCCGGGGAAGCAUCACUGUUAGGGUGUUAUAUUAUAAUAAUUUUAUUAUAAUACACUCUAAGAAUACGCGCAAAGGACAUAAUUAUACAGCAGUGCUUGUGGGAGGGACAAUUGAUGUUCGUGAGUUGUUUGAUUUGAGGGCAGGCUUUUGUUAAUAUUCAUAAUUAGGAGGGGACCAAUUUUAAGUUUAUUUCGAUGGUAUAGGGAAUACAUAGGUUGUUCAGUUUCUUUGAUGGAUCUCUAUUGCUAUACGUACGGAUUGUACUUAAAAAAAUAUCGGAAUAAUACACGCUAACAAUAUCACGCUAAGAAUACACGCAAAGGACAUAUACAGCAGUGCUUGUGGGAGGGACAAUUGAUGUUUGUAAGUUGUUUGAUUUCAGGGCAGGCUAAAUAUUAUUAUUCAUAAUUAGGAGGGGACCAAUUUUAAGUUUAAUUAUAAAUUGUUUCGAUGGAAUACAUAGGUUGUGCAGUUUCUUUGGUGGAUCUCUCUAUUCCUACGUAUGGAUUGUGCUUGUAAGUAUUAGGUUAUGGGUACUUUUUAUUGCGGAAUAUCGUUUGACGGGAAGUUGAUUACACUCACUGGAAUAGAUGUAACGUACUCUGUUAUACGAUAGAUGCUUUUUAUUGCCGAGCUUAGACUGGUUGCUUAAAUUUAGCUGUCUCUUGGACUGGUGUUUCUCGGGAUCGUGGAUAUAAAAUAGAAUCUUCAAUUUCUCCCUAAAAAAUAAGGCAGGCCAUGUGCUAUAAUAUUGUUAUUAUUGUUAUUAUUAUUAUUUUGAUACUAAUUCCAAUGUGGUCUACACAUCAUUACAUCAUUAACUGUCGUUAACUCACCCACAUUAUCAGUUUGUAAUUUGGUGAUAAACCACAUCAUUUCAAGCUUGUUGUUAAUUUUUGUCUCUAACACUUUGUGUUGUCAUGACUUUAUCCCUGAUGUCACGUUGUCUUCCACAUUAUCCUUAUAAUUAGAUAUUUGCGUGCAAUACCUAGAGCUAUUUCUAUCUCUUACGUCAACUAAAAGUAUCUCGCCAUAGAAGGCAAACCACAGCAUUCGUUGUACAGUCAUGAUUACUUUCACCCCCCUCGUCAUAAUUAUGUUAAUGCUCUCCACAUUUGUGAUAUCAUUCCAUCUUUCAUACUCUCCUUGGGUGACAUUCUCCGAUGCUAUCGCUCAACUGAUGUCAGGCCAGGAACUACCGGACCGUAACAUUCAUCUCAAAUUUCAACUUUCAACUGAUAUGGCAUGCACUCCCCUUGCAACUAUAUUUAAUUGCCAUCUCCUUACGAUGUUGCAAAAGCCUCCUCCAGAUGUAAGACCACCUCCGCUAUAUCAUUCAGUGCACCUGGGAUAAAUCUCAAUUGCAGCCCUGACCCCUCCCACCUAUGGCCACUAAUACUUCUCAACGCUAACUGGGACAUUUUAUUAACUUGACGCUAGUGGAAGUACACACAACUUACCACCGGACCUCGAUCACUCUCCGAUGUAAAGCAGAAGCCUACCGUAUAGGAAAAAAUUUUCGAGGGGCUUAAUUUUCGCUAUCUCCUGAUGUCUCGAUCGUCACUAAUACUGUGGGAAGUCUCAAAUCUUUGACACCACCACAAUAUGGAUAUGUCGAUCAUUGCGCUGGAUAAACAAUUUCGCUGGAUAAACAUCACCUCCCCUGAUGAUUGAAGCGAAGACAACUUGAACUCGUGAGCACGGCAACACCUAAUACUGGGUCACCUCCCCUGAUGAUUGAAGCGAAGACAACUUGAACUCGUGAGCACGGCAACAUCUACUAGCUGACUCAGCAUCUCACCAUCUCAAUUGCCAUGCGCAUUAUUAUUUAUAGUAUUAUGGGGUCACUACCCAUUAACAAAAAUUUUUAUGGGGUCAAUACCCAUUUUUUACUAUUUUAAGUUACAGUAGUGUGGUCUGCCAUUAAAGUAAAAUGAUUUAAUAAUAGUGCUAUUACUGAAAACUACCUCUGAGAUAUGUUAACGGUCUUGUUGUCUUGGUAACCUCUGAGAUGUGUUAACGGUCUUGUUGUCUUGGUAACCUCUGAGUUAUUAAACGGUCUUUGUUGUCCUGGAAACCUCUGAGAUGUGUUAACAGUCUUAUUGUCCUGGAAACCUCUGAGAUAUGUUAACGGUAUUGUUGUCCUGGAAACCUCUUAUGAGCGUUGUUAGCUGCAUGGUCUUAUUGUCCUCUUGUAUCUCUGAGAUGUGUUAACUGGUCUUUUUGUCCUGGAAACCUGAGAUGUCUUGUGACUACUGUGGAUUGAACAUUGUCGUUAACUGGUGUAGCUGGUUUGAACUUUAUUAUUAUUUCGAGGUCCCCUUAAAAGCCUAGGCAAAAAGAAGGAAAAAAGAUUCCCCCCAAAAAAGAUUUUGAUAAUAAUUUCCUGCCCUCUCAUAAUUUUCAUGCUUGAUUUUAUGAUUUUUAGUUGUUUGAUGUUUAAUUUUAUAAUGUUGUAGUAUGGGGCUCCCUGACGAGUUUGGAUAUAGUUGUUCUGCUUCAAUCUGGUAAUCUUGCCUUGUUGUUAUAUAUAUAGUGAUGAAUAAUCGAUCAUGUCUGUAAUAAACUUACGUUAGUUUCGAGAAGCCGCUCUACUGUUGUUAUAAUUAUGUCCCUGCCCUCCCGAACCCGCGGCCGUGCCUAAGUCCGUACCUCCUUGAUCUUUUAUGUCCGUGGGAUAUUUGGUAGAUCGUAGCCAAAUUGCAUAGUCUAAGUUUCGGAGUUGAUUUUCAACAAACUUUAUGUUGGGGCUGGGUACGAGGGCGUCUGUAAAUUGAAGAAUCAUAGAUAAACAGAUCACGGAUAAAAAAGGCUCGGAAGUUGAUCAGUCCUUAACCACAUACAAUUAAAGGAGUGGGCUGUCAAGCAUAACAAACUUAGCAAAUACGGCUUUACAUGGAUGCCAACUGCAUGCAGUCGUUACUGACAUCAUAGGUAAUGGUCGUGAUUAUGUUGAAAUUAUGAGCUCCAGAACCACACCCACAUUACCUGUCUUACAAGCAUCCAGAAAUGCCUGGGAGAAAAUACAUUAUUAGUAAACACCCAAUGACAAAAAUUGUAUGUACAUGUUAUAAUACUGUUCAAGAUUCUAUAGCCAGGUUUCCUGGUAAUGAGCGUCAAUUUUGUAAUUGAUUAAUGAAAAUAGUUAGCCUUGAGACUGUUGAAAUUAUGAGCUCUAGAACCACACCCACAUUACCCGUUUUACAAGCAUCCAGAAAUUCCUGGGAGAAAAUACAUUAUUAGUAUAAAAGAUGGAAUGACAAAAAUUGUAUAUAUUCGAGAUUCUAUACAUGUAGCCAGGUUUCCUGGUAAUGAUCGUCAAUUUCAAUUUUGUAAUUAAAAUAGUUAGCCUUGAUACCUAGACAUAAGUUGGCCUGACCACUCUAAGCUUGCUUACAUACAAUGUCUUGAAAUUAACUGGAUUUGUCGUUAUAUCUAGCUAUAGCUACCAUCACGUGACUCUUUGCAGAAAGAAAAAUGGCAAGCGGGAAAUUCAAAAUGUUGUCUACGCAUAUACGCCAGCAGUGCAACGCUUGCAGCCAUGUAAUUAGUCGGCGUAAUGGAAAUGGCAUUAUAGUAUCUGCCAUGAAAGUCAAAACUUACUAUGAACUUCCUUCAAGUGCUUUAUGAAGACUGCAUGCAUGGCGGUUCGAAAGAAAUGAUCCUUGGUAUCAAUUGGAUCUUUCCAUGUAAACUUCAUCUGUAUGGAAUGAAAUACAAGCUUUAUCAUAGCGACACUAUUUCAUACGCAUGCACAUGACAUAAAAUAGCUAUAAAUCGACUUAGACUGCGUGCUAAGUUUAAUUUUGCGCUACUUACGAUCACGGGAGCUCCAGGCUGUAUAUAACAUCGUGGGCACACCAAUUCCUCAGUACUGCCACUUCUUUUCUUGAAAUACGCUCACAAUCAUUUUGUGGGUGUGCCGCUGUACACAGAAUAAUGUAUGUUUCAUCCUGCUAUCUGCAAUCAGACAAUCAAUGCACAGAACUGAAGAAGAAGCUGGCUGUCUGCAAGUCACUCAUGUGCUCUUUGUUCUCGUGUCAUCACUUGUGCUCAAUUUUUCUUGCUGAACCUACUAGGCCUAUUCAUCAUUUUGUUUGUUCCUCUGCAGAUUUGCAAGUACUUGGACAUUACAGCUUGAGGGUCACCACGUACAUGUACGUAGUAACGAUCUGAAUGGGGCCAGCAAUCAUCAUGGCCAUAUGCUCACCAUGACAACAAUACGGAAAACCAUCCUCUGCUUACGGGAGGUAACUUGUACAAAGACUGAGAGAAGGAGUGAUCAGCAGCAAUACUCUGAUGUGUGCAGGAAGACUGGAGUGACUGAUCAGCAGCUCGAUCAAGAAAUCCCCAACAGUGACAUCUACUGUGUAGCUGAGAUGACACCCGGCAUGCUUGAAAGACUCGAACUCACUACUGCUGAAAAAAGCGAUGCUAUACUCGAAAGAGAAAGUACGAAGGCAAUCAAACUGGAGUGGCUCAUGCAUUGAGAGUGUAGCAAAGAGAAGACACUGCUACACACAUUUGUAGAUUCAUUGCAGAACUGAACGUACACUGAAAUAAUUACGUUAACGUUUUGUUUUAUUGAUGCUAUUUUAUGUGUCUGCUUAUAAUUAUUGUGAUGGAA
Halichondria panicea is the source of this 8253-nucleotide messenger RNA. RefSeq lists its product as uncharacterized. Gene Ontology annotation, biological process: signal transduction. The record is from RefSeq and is a predicted model, not a curated record. The transcript is spliced from 14 exons. The coding region runs from base 155 to 2548 and encodes 797 amino acids. Lineage: Eukaryota; Metazoa; Porifera; Demospongiae; Suberitida; Halichondriidae. Gene Ontology annotation, molecular function: protein binding.